Molecule: messenger RNA, 1498 nt
Organism: Carya illinoinensis
Lineage: Eukaryota; Viridiplantae; Streptophyta; Magnoliopsida; Fagales; Juglandaceae
Product: tetraspanin-2-like
Exons: 2
Coding region: 399-1208 (269 amino acids)
Biological process (GO): auxin-activated signaling pathway
Cellular component (GO): plasmodesma; plasma membrane
Source: RefSeq, a predicted model, not a curated record
UUUCUAUUUUUUACAUAUUUUAGUUGAAUUUCCUAAAAAUGGCCAGAAGAUCCGAAACUAUGUCUUAAUUGUUUUCUUCCCAGCUUGCUGUUUGUUGGAUUAGUGUUAACUUCGACUCUUGGACACUUCCGGAUUGAGUUUAUACAAAUCUGGACUGGUGCUUUGGUUUGACCUUUCAAUCUUCGUCGCAAAGGCUACCCAUUAACAACAAAAUCACUUUCCUUCCCAUGCUCCGAACCGACAAAACACUCUGGCCAUAACCCAAUCUGUCAGUUCACACUUCACACACAGCUCAUAGAGAAACCAAGAAAAACAAACACACAAAUCUCUCUCGUUUCCACCUUCAAUUCCCGCCCUCUGCGUCUCCAGCUCUUGAUCGCUUUUCUUUCUUUGAAGCCAUGGGAGUGAGCAACAACAUAACAGCGGUCCUAAACUUCAUAGCCAUCAUGGCCUCCAUCCCCAUAAUCGCUGCCGGCAUCUGGCUUGCCUCGAAGCCGGACAACGAGUGCACCCACUACUUCCGGUGGCCGGUGGUCAUCCUCGGUGCACUCAUCCUCCUCGUCUCCUUGGCCGGUUUCGUCGGCGCUUACUGGAACCGCCAGGGACUCCUCGCUUUGUACCUCUUGUGCAUGGCCGCCCUCAUAGCCCUACUACUCAUCCUCCUCGUCUUCGCUUUCAUCGUCACGCGCCCCAACGGCGGCUACUCCAUUCCCGGUCGAGGGUACAAGGAGUACCGACUCGACGGCUUCUCGGCCUGGCUCAGGGACCACGUCACCAACUCCGGCAGCUGGGAGAAGAUAAGGACCUGUUUGGCCGAUUCCAACGUUUGUGCUAAGCUUACCCAGAAUUACAUCACCCCUGAUCAAUUUUACGCCGCUCCAAUCUCUCCUCUUCAGUCUGGAUGUUGUAAACCUCCAACAGCUUGUGGGUACAAUUAUGUGAACCCAACAUUGUGGUUAAACCCGGUGAACCCAAUGGGUGACCCGGACUGUCUCUUGUGGAACAAUGACCAGAGCAUACUGUGUUACAAUUGCAACUCAUGCAAGGCUGGUCUUUUGGGGAACCUCAGAAAAGAAUGGAGAAAAGCCAAUGUUUUUCUUAUUGUGGCUGUGGUGGUGCUGAUAUGGGUUUAUCUCAUCGCCUGCAGUGCCUUCAAGAAUGCCCAAACAGAGGACCUCUUCCGCCGCUACAAGCAGGGUUGGACUUGAUCUUCAACAUGGAAUCAUUAAUAAUAGAUAUUACUUCUCAUAGAUGCUCAGUGGUGGUAUUAUCUAUCCUUUGUCAGUGGUGUAGAUAAAUAUAUUCCUAUUUUGCUUUCCGUCCAGAAUAAACGGACAUUGAAAGCGAGUUGGGAAUUGGAAGAGUUUUCUGGACUCCGACUUUGAAGAUAAGAAUAGAAUCCCAGAAAAAUUAAGAGCUUUUACGUGAGUGUAGGAUUAUUCGAUUCUUCUGUUUCAGUGGUGGUUUGAUGCUUAUUGAAAGACUCCAUUUCUUUCAA